UGUUAUUUUCUUCAUUUCACUGGAUUUAUUGGUUCACAAAGCCUCUUUUUAAUAGUUAGACCUAUAGCCUUCCCUCCUGUGUCUGUCUGUUUCACACAUUUCUCUUACUGCCUGGCUGUUGUCCUUAGAGAACUCUCCUUUCUCUUCUUCGGCUCUCCCCACCUCCUCCCUCUCUCCCUCACAGCCUCCUCCUCUGCUGUUCCUCCUCUCUCUCCUGUCGACACUUCCUCAUCCCUGUCCACCUCGGGAAGUAGUCCCUGUCUCCCUCCUUCCUCCACCUCCUCUGAGGGGUUAGGGGUGUGCCUGCUGCCCCCGUCCCUCCCGGACCAGGCUUGGGGGGUUCAGGCUCAGGAGGCCUUCCUGCUCUUCUGUCUGGCCGUGGGUCCCAGUGAUCUCCACAUUCACUGGCAGGUGAACGGGGCCCACCUGGAGACGCCCGUCACAGAGUACCGUCACCCCCUGGUCCACGGGGACCCCGAUGGAGAAGUGCUGGUGAGCAGCUGGGUGAGAGAGAGGGCCCUGGUCAAGGACUCCAGCUACCAGUGUGUCGCUGCGUCCAGCGCAGGAAAUGACACGUCUAAAGUGGACCUCAACAUCCUCAGUAGAGAUGAAGACAGUAUUCCAUCCAGAGAUAUGAGCCAAUGGAGGGGUGCCCUCUCAGAACAUGAAAAACUGCUAAAGAGAUGGAAAAGAGCUUGGGUAGGUUUAUAUUCACUAAGCACAAAAUCAUUGCGAAAGUAGUGAACUUAGAUUGGGGUGUUUUGUGUGUGUCAGAAACUGCAGUGCAACUAAAGAUAUUUGAAUAAAAAAAUGUUUUUAUAAUGUUGGGGAAAAAAUACAUUUGAUAAAAGCUUCAUAACGCUGCCUGAGCAUGUGCGUGACAGAUUACAUAACACAUGAUUUAGAAGCCACCCUGAACUCACGCAUGCUUUUUAACUUUGCGUGUCAACUAUUGAUGGCUCUGCAUGUCUGUUUAGGGCUGGGGCCAAGGGGGAGUGGUUUGAACAUUGUGCUCCCCUUAGAACACUGCAGAGGUGAUGAAUUCCAGUGAAUCAGGAAAUGAAAGCCCCAUACUUCUACACAGUUCAACAAUAGUCCACUAUUUAAAACGGCACAAAAAUGUGGUUGUUUCCUGGUUCAACCUUGUAUGUGUCUAGGGCAAGGAUCAUCAACUAGAUUCAGCUGCGGGACAAUUUAUUUAUUGAGCAGAUAGUCAGGGGGCCGGAACAUAAUUAUAGAUCAUUUGUAGACUGCAAAAUUGACCUCAAGAAGCCCAAACAGAUAUAAAAUUUGACAAAAACAUAAUCAUUACAAUGUCAAUUUACUUUUAAUCCGGCUGUCUGCAUAUUUCAAGACAUGGCAUAUGAGGGUGCAGUGAGACACCUGAUGUGUUGGAUGAUACUUUUCUCGUCAAUCAUCUUGAAAAAACGUAUACUUAAAAACUGGAAAUCAACCAAUCCUCCGUCGUUA
Messenger RNA from Coregonus clupeaformis (lake whitefish), 1470 nucleotides. RefSeq lists its product as uncharacterized. NCBI's taxonomy places the organism in Eukaryota, Metazoa, Chordata, Actinopteri, Salmoniformes, Salmonidae. The transcript has 3 exons. The annotation marks the transcript as partial. The record is from RefSeq and is a predicted model, not a curated record.